This is a messenger RNA of Suricata suricatta (meerkat), 1682 nucleotides long. RefSeq names its product solute carrier family 35 member G6 (gene SLC35G6). The record is from RefSeq and is a predicted model, not a curated record. NCBI's taxonomy places the organism in Eukaryota, Metazoa, Chordata, Mammalia, Carnivora, Herpestidae. The transcript has 2 exons. Bases 650 to 1666 code for a protein of 338 amino acids.
ACGCGCAGGGACCCCCACCAGGCCGCGCAGGCCCCAGCCCUAUGGAGCAGACACACAUAAAUGACUACCAGUGCAGAUGCCCACGCGGCUUGGUAUUUUGUCCCCACCGGCCGAAAUCUCCACAUCCAUGUACUUCUGCUUAAAUGCAGAGGCCCUGGGUGCGCCUCGGGGACAGCACCGACAAAACACCAGGUGGGAGCACACAGAAGAAACACAUUCCUGGAACUCCAGAGGGACUGUCCCAGAGACUCCUCCCCGGUGUUCAAAAAUCCACAACUCAACUCGGGACACAGAGGAGCCGGCCCUCAGCUCCUUCCGGCAAAACCUUUCCUGGGAAACAAGGUGGAACAUAAAAGAGUUCAUUUAAAACCUAACAGUCUUAUCACAGAGCUUCUCCUCCAGAGAAAAAGAGGAGACAAACUUCGGAGGCACAGAGACAUGCAUAAAGGAAGCAGGGCUGGAAAGUAGGCCCACCCCUACCCCCACCCCCCCUCCACCUCAAGAAGGUUCCAGGGGAGAACCUCCCACCCUCACCUCAAGAAGGUUCCAGAGAAGAAUCCUGCUCCCACUCCAUCCAGGUCACAAGGGCUGGAGCUCCAAAGGGCCCAGGACCCCCUGAGCCCGGCGGGAGGAGGAGGUCCAAGGAAAGAUGGCCGGCAGUCACCCCUACUUCAACCUGCCCGACUUCAUCCAGCCAUCGCCACCCUCCACUCCGCCCAGCCUCCCCUCGCACCAGCGCUGCUGGCCCUCUGAUGCCACCAAGGGCCUGCUUGUGGCCCUGCUGGGUGGGGGCCUGCCUGCUGGCUUCGUGGGCCCCUUCUCCCGCAUGGCGUACCAGGCUUCCCACUUGCCCUCGCUGGAGCUGCUCUUCUGUCGAUGUCUCUUCCACCUCCCCAUCGGCCUACUACUCAAACUGCGCGGUGACCCGCCACUGGGGCCUCCGGAUGUCCGGGCCCGCGCCUGCCUGCACGCCCUGCUCAACGUCCUCAGCAUUGGGUGCGCCUACAGCGCGGUGCAGGUGGUGCCCGCCGGCAACGCUGCCACUGUCCGCAAGGGUUCCUCCACCGUCUGCUCUGCCCUCCUCGCCCUCUGCCUCGAGAGCCAGGGUCUCAGCGGUUACGACUGGUGUGGCCUGCUGGGCAGCACCCUGGGGCUCAUCAUCAUUGUGGGACCCGGACUAGGGACACUGCAGGAGGGGACCAUGGGCUUCUAUACCGCCCUGGGCUAUGUGCUCGCCUUCCUGGGCGGCCUGGCAUUGUCGCUGGGGCUCCUGGUGUACCGCUCUCUGGACUUCCCCUCCUGCCUACCAACGGUGGCCUUCCUGUUUGGCUUGGUGGGGCUGGUGGGCUCUGUGCCAGGCCUUUUUGUACUGCAGACCCCCGUGCUGCCCAAAGACCCUCUGAGCUGGAGCUGCUUGGGGGCGGUGGGGAUCCUGGCCCUGGUCUCCUUCGUGUGUGUGAGCUACGCGGUCACCAAGGCCCACCCCGCCCUGGUGUGCGCCGUCCUGCACUCCGAGGUGGUGGUGGCCCUGAUGCUGCAGUACUACGUGCUCUAUGAGACGGUGGCACCUUCUGACAUCAUGGGGGCAGGGGUGGUGUUGGGCAGCAUUGCCAUCAUCACCGCCCAGAACCUCAGCUGUGAGAGGCAAAGGCAGGUGGAGGAGUGACAUCAAACCUGAGAGC